UCGCCGCCGUAAAGUUUGCGCGCGGCUGGCACGGGGCACGGGCGGCGAGCCGGCGCAGACCCUGAUGCGGCAGCGCCGUGGAGACCAGCGGCCGCCGACCGCCACCCGAGCGCGCAGAGGACGGCGGGGAAGCGCGGAGCCGAAGCCAGAGCGCCGGACCCAGCUGCUCUGACACUCGGCAGCCCCCAGAAGAGUGUGAGUGCCCAGGAGGACCCCUUUGCCCUAGCUGUGCAGCCCCAGCCAGAUGUGGGGGGCAGCAGCCCAGAGGCAUGCCCCCCACCUGGCCACGCUGCCCCCACCUCCUCCUACUGCUGCUGCUGGCCUGCCAGCCACAGGCCCCCUCCGCUCAGGUGAUGGACUUCCUGUUUGAGAAGUGGAAGCUCUAUGGCGACCAGUGUCUCCACAACCUGAGCCUGCUGCCGCCCCCAACCGAGCUGGUCUGUAACAGAACCUUUGACAAGUAUUCCUGCUGGCCAGACACCCCUCCCAACACCACGGCCAACAUCUCCUGCCCCUGGUACCUGCCCUGGCACCACAAAGUGCAGCACCGCCUCGUCUUCAAGAGGUGUGGGCCCGACGGGCAGUGGGUGCGUGGGCCCCGGGGGCAACCGUGGCGAAAUGCCUCCCAGUGCCAGAUGGACGACGAGGAGAUUGAGGUCCAGAGAGAGGUGGCCAAGAUGUACAGCAGUUUCCAGGUGAUGUACACGGUGGGGUACUCCCUCUCCCUCGGGGCCCUGCUCCUGGCCCUGGCCAUCCUGCUGGGCCUCAGCAAGCUGCACUGCACCCGAAAUUACAUCCACGUGAACCUGUUUGUCUCCUUCGUGCUCAAGGCCAGCUCUGUGCUGGUCAUUGACACUCUGCUCGAGACCCGUUACAACCAGAAGAUUGGUGAUGACCUCAGCGUAAGCAUCUGGCUGAGUGACGAGGCAGUGGCUGGCUGCCGGGUAGCUGCAGUGUUUAUGCAGUAUGGCAUCGUGGCCAACUACUGCUGGCUGCUGGUGGAGGGUGUGUACCUGCACAGCCUGCUGGGCCUGGCCACCUUCCCCGAGAGGAGCUUCUUCGCCCUUUACCUUGGCAUCGGCUGGGGUGCCCCCAUGCUGUUCGUCAUCCCCUGGGCAGUGGUCAAGUGUCUAUUCGAGAACAUCCAGUGUUGGACUAGCAAUGACAACAUGGGCUUCUGGUGGAUCCUGCGCUUCCCUGUCUUCCUAGCCAUCCUGAUCAACUUCUUCAUCUUUCUCCGCAUCGUUCACAUCCUCGUGGCCAAGCUGCGAGCCCACCAGAUGCGUUACACUGACUACAAACUCCGGCUGGCCAAGUCCACGCUGACCCUCAUCCCCCUGCUGGGGGUACACGAGGUAGUGUUCGCCUUCGUGACUGACGAGCACGCCCAGGGCACCCUGCGCUCCGCCAAGCUCUUCUUUGACCUCUUCCUCAGCUCCUUCCAGGGCCUGUUGGUGGCUGUUCUUUACUGUUUCCUCAACAAGGAGGUGCAGUCGGAGCUGCUGCGGCGCUGGCAUCGCUGGCGCACAGGCAAGGCACUGCAGGAGGAGUGCCACAUCAGCAGCCACACGAGCUCAGCCCGGCCCGCCGGUGGCACCCCCAGCGAGAAGCUGCUGCUCUCCAGGGGUGGCAGCAGCAACAGGGCCAGCCAGGACCCCUCUGCAGAGACCCGCUUGGCCAGCGGCCUCCCUGGGUUGGCUGAGCGCCCCUUCUGAAGCCCCUGGAGCCCCAGCUGGGGCUGGACUCAGGCACCAAGAGAGGGCAUCACUGGACAAUCCAGAACCAGAUGCCCGAUGGAAGUUGCCGGGUUGGGAGCUGGACAGCAGUCCCAUCAUCCACGUGUCCCCCAGGGUGGUGGUCUGAUGGGUGGGGCCUUCCCUCCCCACACCUGCAUUGUGCCUGGGGUGGGGGGCAGGGUGUGGUAUGGGGAUAGCUGUUCUGUGAAUGCAUGCCUUCGUGUCCCCAUGUGUGUUGGUGUGUCCAGUCUUCGAAGAAAUGUGUGUCCUCCAACAAUAAAGAGCUCAAGUAGUGGCUGCUGUGCACUGGAGAGC
Molecule: messenger RNA, 2051 nt
Organism: Diceros bicornis minor
Lineage: Eukaryota; Metazoa; Chordata; Mammalia; Perissodactyla; Rhinocerotidae
Gene: GCGR
Product: glucagon receptor
Exons: 14
Coding region: 270-1715 (481 amino acids)
Biological process (GO): cell surface receptor signaling pathway; adenylate cyclase-activating G protein-coupled receptor signaling pathway
Cellular component (GO): plasma membrane
Molecular function (GO): glucagon receptor activity; peptide hormone binding
Source: RefSeq, a predicted model, not a curated record